GUCAUUCCCUUCCCGCGUGUUAUCUGAGUGAAGUAGUUUACUUGUUAUCGACAGUGAAGAAUGUUGUGAUUUCGCUGUUUUAAUAGUUUUAACUAAAAAUGUGUAUUUUAAUGAAUAAUAAUUCUUUUAUAAAGAAAGUGUAAACGUGCUUAAAAUUACACAGUAAAAAAAUAAAGUGUUAACGUACCUACUCAAAGGGAGAAAGUAAAAAAGUGUCAAAAUAAUUUAGGCAAAAAAAUCUUCUAAAUAUGACAACAUCAACACCAACUGCGAAUACACAACAAAUUCCAAAUUUAAAUGGUCACGUUUCGAAUACGAAAGUGGCGGCAAAAGUGAAAAAGGCGCGAAGUUUCAUGGAGCUGUCGUGCAAAUCUUCGGGGAGUACCCUGAAAAGUGUUGGGAGGAAUGAUCGAAGGGUGCUGGUCAUAUAUACUGGUGGUACCAUUGGUAUGGUGAAGAAUAGAAAUGGUGUACUAAUACCUCAAAAAGGCGCUUUCGAAAAUCUCAUAAGAGGAUACCCACAACUACACGACAACACAUUUUGGCGGCAAAGACUGAGCGAAACUGACUUUGACACUUCCUUGUUGGUGUUACCAGAGGUGAAGGAUUUUGACAUAAGAAUAUUCUACAAAAUAAUAGAGUAUGAGACUCUACUGGAUUCGUCGAACAUGUCGGAGGCGGAGUGGGUACAGAUCGCUGAAGAUAUCAUGAGUCACUAUGAGAAGUACGACGGGUUCGUGGUGCUGCACGGCACCGACACGUUGUCCUACACGGCAUCAGCGCUGUCCUUCAUGUUUGAGAACAUCGGAAAGUCCAUCGUGCUCACUGGCUCUCAGAUUCCAAUAUUCGAGCCGAGAAGCGAUGGUUCAGACAAUUUCGUGUCCUCGCUGUUGAUAUCCGGCGGCUUGAACAUUCCGGAAGUCACCAUAUAUUUCGGCGGGAAACUCUUCAGAGGCAACAGGACAAGCAAGAUCUCAGUGAACAAUCUCUUCGCCUUCGACUCACCGAACUGUGUGCCGCUGGUGGAGGUGGGCAUCGACUUCCAAGUGAACAAGAAGGCGAUCUUCAAGCCCACCGUCAUAGAGAAGUGCCAGCUUCACAACAGAAUGUCCAAGAACGUUGGCCUACUGCGAAUAUUCCCAAGCAUCAACUCAUCUGUGAUCAAGGCUUUCUGCCAGCCGCCUAUUGAAGGUGUUGUGAUAGAGAGCUACGGCGCUGGUAACAUUCCGUCGAACCGUGAGGAUAUCAUCAACGAGUUGCGUGCGGCUGUCCACAGAGGCGUCAUAUUCGUCAAUAUCACGCAGUGUCCUAGAGGUGGCGUGGAGGCCGGCAUGUAUGAGACUGGAGUGCUUAUUACCGAAUGCGGUGUAGUAUCUGGGUACGACAUGACACCGGAGGCGGCUCUGACCAAGUUGUCGUAUGUACUCACUAAGACUGAACUCACGUAUAAAGAGAAGGUUGAGAUGAUGGCGACAAACAUAAGAGGUGAACUGACUAACACAUCAUCCAUACCUGUUGAGGAUAAUACUCUCAUAGACGCGUUAGCUGUAAGCCUUAACAUUCAAUCACCAAAGCAGCUCAUAGAAGUUACAGAGAAAGUAUUUAGUGCGUUGCUACUGAAUGCCAUAGAACACGACGAACUCAGAACUAUCAAGAAGAUGUUAGAUAUGGGCGCUGACGUGGAUGCGCCGGAUUCUGAAGGAAGAACAGCGCUACACGAGGCAAUUUUAAAAGAGAAUCUCCCGAUCAUAGAGUUCCUAUUGAAAAACGGUGCCAAUGUUCAUAUGAAAACAAGGUGUGGAGAAUCCCCGCUACUCACAGCCAUCCAUACCGACAACCACAAAAUAAUAACGCUGCUGAUGCAAUGCGGGGCGCAUCUUGCCAGUAUGGACGCGAAGCCGAUAGCUGAACUGCUGUCCAUUGCCGCGAGGACCGGUGUUCUGACCAAAUUUCAAUCUCUGAAGAUCGCUGGAGCUGAUCUUAGUAUGCAGGACGAGAUGAAACAGACUGCUUUGCAUAAGGCCGUGCUCUGCAACCAUCCACAAGUGGUGGAGUAUUUACUGGAGCAAGGUGUCCAGGAUAUGACGGACGUCGUCGGCUUCACCGCACUGGACUACGCCAAGAAACUCAACAAUGCAGACAUGGUAGCAUUGCUCAAUAAAAAUAAUGUUACUGCUGUUAUAAAUGUCAGCGCAGAUGGUUGUGUGAUAUUAUGAUGCAAGAUAAACU
Molecule: messenger RNA, 2229 nt
Organism: Aricia agestis (brown argus)
Lineage: Eukaryota; Metazoa; Arthropoda; Insecta; Lepidoptera; Lycaenidae
Product: L-asparaginase 1-like
Exons: 14
Coding region: 249-2216 (655 amino acids)
Biological process (GO): amino acid metabolic process
Molecular function (GO): asparaginase activity; protein binding
Source: RefSeq, a predicted model, not a curated record